Spea bombifrons (plains spadefoot toad) is the source of this 3360-nucleotide messenger RNA. It is a transcript of the gene PMS1, whose product is annotated as PMS1 homolog 1, mismatch repair system component. The transcript has 13 exons. Gene Ontology annotation, cellular component: MutLalpha complex. NCBI's taxonomy places the organism in Eukaryota, Metazoa, Chordata, Amphibia, Anura, Pelobatidae. Gene Ontology annotation, molecular function: ATP-dependent DNA damage sensor activity; mismatched DNA binding; ATP binding. The coding region runs from base 127 to 2862 and encodes 911 amino acids. The record is from RefSeq and is a predicted model, not a curated record. Gene Ontology annotation, biological process: mismatch repair.
GGCGGGGCUUCCGCUCUGUGACUGCGCUGCAUGCUUGGAAGGAUCCCCCACAUGGAAACGUAUACGUUACCGGGGAGAAGAGCCCGGUGCAGUUUUGUCUUGUGAGGAUUAUUAAGAAAAUACAAAAUGCAGCACUUGCCGCCAGCUACUAUACGUCUGCUGUCCAGCUCCCAAGUAAUCACUUCUGUGAUUAGUGUGGUAAAGGAACUAGUGGAGAAUGCCUUGGAUGCCAAUGCUACUAAUCUUGACAUUAAACUAGAAAACUUUGGAUUUGAUAAGAUUGAAGUGCGAGAUAAUGGUGAAGGAAUCAAAGCAGCUGAUGCCCCUGUUAUGGGAAUAAAACAUUAUACUUCCAAAAUCAACAACCAUGAGGAUCUAGAGAGAUUAGAGACAUAUGGCUUUCGAGGGGAAGCUUUGGGUUCAAUCUGCUCAGUAGCAGAGGUGCAUAUUACAACAAAGACAGCUGCCGACGACUUAAGCACACUAUAUAUACUAGAUAGCAGUGGACAUGUUGUUUCUCAGCGACCUUCCCAUCUUGGACAGGGUACAACUGUCUCUGUUCUGAAAUUAUUUAAGAACCUACCAGUAAGAAAGCAGUAUUAUUCUACAACAAAGAAAUGUAAGGAGGAGAUUCGAAAGAUCCAGGAUCUGUUGAUGGCCUAUGCAAUUAUAAGACCAGAAUUAAGGAUUGUAUUUGUACAUAAUAAGGCAGUAAUCUGGCAAAAGUCCAAGGUGUUGGAUCACAAAAUGGCCCUCAUGACAGUCCUGGGAACUGCCAUCAUGAGCAGUAUGGUCCCUUUUCAACAUCAAUGUGAUGAUCCAGAAAUAUCGAUUAGUGGAUACCUUCCCAAACCAGGCUCGGACAGCACACUGACCAGUUUUUCUAGCUCUGAAAGGAGCUUCCUUUUUAUAAACUGUCGUCCUGUUCAACAUAAAGAAAUAAUGAAGAUGAUUCGAUUGUAUUAUAAUCAGAGCCAGAACAAGGAUUCUUCACGUUGCUACCCAAUUUUCUUCAUGAAUAUUGUCCUUCCUGCCUCGUUUUUGGAUGUUAAUUUAACCCCUGAUAAAACCCAGGUCAUGCUGCAGAAUAAGGAUUCUGUACUGCUUGCUGUGGAGAAUGUGCUUAAAUCAAUAUAUCCAUGUUUAGAAACUGAUAAAGCAAAUGCACAGUCUCAGGAAAAUAUUAAUGACAUUGAACACCCAAAUGCAGAUCCUGGCAAACAGAUGUUUUGUGUAAAUCCAAAUUCUGAAAAGCAGUUCUUUCCCAUUACUAACAGUGAUCAAGAUUGUUUAAAAAAACAAGUCUUAAACCUAGAUGACCAUCCUGAUUUUGAUGUUAGUGAGGUCUCUGUUUAUCAGACGAAUGCUGUAGUUUGGGGUUGUGCCACAAAUUCAUCACUAGUGGAAACCAAAGAUGGAUCUUCAGUAAACUUUGCUAUUGAUGACAACAUUUUACUAGAAACACAGUCAAGUCCUAUGCUUUCCACUCCAAACAUUGGACAGGCUACAGAAAGAAAAAUAAGUAAGAAGACAGAACUAAAUGAAGAACUAGAUGUUAUUGAUAACUGGAGUAAAGGGAAUGCACUCAAAGAUAGUAGAGGCGAGAAUCUUGAACCUGUAAAGAUAUUGUGCCUCCGUGCUGAAUGUGAUAUGAUUGAAGAGGUGAGCGACUCUAAUUUAGCUAAAAGCCCAGAAAACAUAAAGAAAUCAACAAAUGUUAUCGCAGAGAAAUCUGGUUUUAUCACAGCUUACGACUUCAUCAGUAACAAAGUCAUAAAGAAGCCAAUGUCUGCAAUUGAAUUCUUCACGCAAGAGACUCGAUCUAGACUGUUAGCUGAGAACCCAAACAUUGGCAUUGGUGAAGUUUCUUCUCAAGCUGAUAAACUAUGGAAGGAACUGGAUGAAGGAGAAAAACUCAAGUACCAGGAUAAAGCCGCUAAAGACCUGAAACGAUACAACACACAGAGUGCAAAAGCAUCAGAGCGGAACAUGCAAAGCCCAAGAGAAACAGAGAAAAGACAGAAAUUGGCUUCUGGACAUAGUCCUGCUCAAAAUCCGAAACUGAAAACACCUCUUUCCAACCAGCAAUUACUUGACAAACUGUUCCAAUCGCAAGUUGAAAAGCAAAAUCCCACGCUGCCUGUCAAAACUGUACAGAUCACCUUUGCACUCAGUGCCUUAAAACAGCAAUGUUAUAAGCUUCCAGAAAAGCAUACUGUCAAUUCAGAGGACUUUUGCUUGAUAAGCAAGCUGAACUUCCCUGGUGCUUGGGUUGUAGCCUCUAAGCAAAAAAUAGCACUAUUAAAUCCUUAUAGGAUUGAGGAAGCUUUGCUGUUUAAACGGCUGGUAGAAAAUCAUAAAAUAUCUGCAGAGAUGCUGGAUUCGGCAAUUAUUUUAACAGACAGGCUACUAGGAGGACCUGCAUAUUUAGAUGCCCUAUUAGGCAUGCAGAAGGAUCCUCCCAGGAUGAAUGGUGAUGUGUACUUUUCUGAUCUCAGACUUACAGCUAAUGGAUUUCAGAUAAAAAUGACACCAGGAAAGUCGGCUCUAGACAACUAUAUUGCAAUAGAAGGAAUGGCCACCAGUUUGCCUUUUUAUGGGAUAUCUGAUUUGAAGGAGAUUUUAAACACUGUGAUAAAUGGUAAUGGUAAAGAACUGUGUGACUGCAGGCCUCUCAAAGUUUCGAACUAUCUGAAGGGAGAAGCAGUCCGUCUAUCUCGUCAGCUUCCAUUCCACUUAAAAAAGGAGGAUGUGUGCGACACUUUGUCCCGCAUGAAAGAGCAGCUUGGAACUGAGAAGAAAGGGUGUAUACAUGGUCGCCAGUUUUUUCAUCAUUUAACAGACAUACCUGAAACUGUCUGAGAAGACAAUUGUGACUUUAGUCAAAUAGGACAGACCGUAUGAAAAAAGCAUUGAUUCGUGUUUUUAGAUGUCUUUCAUUUGUAACUGUUCCUCAUCUUAAAGAUGCUUUUUUUUUGAAAGAUGAUGUUGAGGAACAAUUAUUAUUCUUUUGUUAAAAAAGCUGUGCAAGUCACCGUUUAUCCCGCUUCAUAGUGUGAUUUAUACAAUGACGCAAGUAAACCUGUCCACAGAGGAUUUACAGCUCCAAAAAUGAAGAAAGCCUAAGAGGCAUAAAUAAUACUUUAGAUGAGACAACUUUGGUUGUAAAAUUCAUUUGUUUCCUAAAAUUCCUAAAACAAGCUGUAUCAUUUUCAAUGCAUCCCCUACAUUGACAUCAGUUACUUGAAUAAAGUAAAUGACUAAUAUUUAUAUUUAAGUAGUCUGUAAAUGCGAAUUGUGAAUCUUUGUGUUAUUAGUAAAAUCCUCCAGACUUUGUGUAUGCUUUUAGAUCCUAUCAGU